Molecule: messenger RNA, 441 nt
Organism: Endocarpon pusillum Z07020
Lineage: Eukaryota; Fungi; Ascomycota; Eurotiomycetes; Verrucariales; Verrucariaceae
Product: Cytochrome c
Exons: 4
Coding region: 1-441 (146 amino acids)
Biological process (GO): mitochondrial electron transport, cytochrome c to oxygen; mitochondrial electron transport, ubiquinol to cytochrome c
Cellular component (GO): mitochondrial intermembrane space
Molecular function (GO): electron transfer activity; heme binding
Source: RefSeq, a predicted model, not a curated record
AUGAGUGGCGCUGCUGUCGAUGCGGCGUUCGUGAUUAUAUUGGAGGAGCAGUCAUACCGCGAGGAGGAAGAGAUGCGCAAGGAGGCCGCAGCAGAGAGACUGAAACGCGAGACUGACAAGACCUUCGUGGCAGGUGAUGUCAAAAAGGGUGCCGGAUUGUUCAAAACUCGUUGCGAACAGUGCCACACCACUGAAGAAGGACAGAACAAGAUCGGUCCCAGUUUGCAUGGUCUCUUUGGACGGAAGACUGGCCAAGUCGAAGGCUUUUCCUACACAGACGCAAAUAAACAGAAAGGAAUCGAAUGGAAGGAAGAUACUCUGUUUGAAUAUCUUGAAAAUCCCAAAAAAUACAUUCCUGGAACAAAGAUGGCUUUCGGUGGUCUGAAGAAGGAGAAGGAUCGAAACGACCUGAUCACUUGGCUUCGAGAGAACACCAAAUAA